Molecule: messenger RNA, 420 nt
Organism: Cooperia oncophora
Lineage: Eukaryota; Metazoa; Nematoda; Chromadorea; Rhabditida; Trichostrongylidae
Source: the annotation of a GenBank genome assembly
AUGAUAUGCAUGUACGCUGAUGAACAACGUGAAGAGCAGGCUGUAUGCAGGAUUGUGCAGUACUACGAGACUCCACUUGAGAUUGAUAUCGAGCACAACACUUGGCAUGAAAUGGUCGGCAGCUGCCCGUCGUGCAAUCAAAUUAACCUCACUGGUUUUUCUAAGUAUUUGAACCCGAUGUCGUGGGUAAAUGGCGUGUCCUCACUUGGCGAAUUCGUGAUGAUGGCCACUGAUGUGUUGGUGUACGUCUGCGUUUUGGUGAUCGUCUACGUGGUGCUCACAAAAAUCAUCAUACCCAUUUGUAAAUGUUGGAUCUGCCCCAUGUACAUACUUUCACAAGCGACACAAACAAAAUCAAAAACGCCAGCGAAACGAAGGAAACCCGAUCGUGACCAGGACGAUGAUGGCGUUUGCGUCUAA